AUGACUAGUAUAGCCAAAAAUUCAUCGACAAAUUCAUUUGGUUUUUCAUCAUCAAAAAUCUUAGCAUCACAAUCAACAUGCAAUAUUUGUAAACGUCCUUUCAAUGAUUAUGAAGAACUUGUUCGUUGUAGCAACUGUCAGAGUUCAUCUCAUCAACGUUGUAUAGAAUCUAAGACAACAACUUACGAUGAUGAUAUUGAUAAUUAUAUUUGCGAUAAAUGUAAUAAUGAUACAAUAACGAAUUCAUCUCAACAAUUAAAAGCAACUAAUUCAUUGGAUAAAAAUUAUCGAGAUUUUGCCGCUAUACCAUCGAAAACAUUAUCAACAGAAACAAAUGUUGGCAAUGCUAUUCGGUAUUUCGAAAGAAAACAACAAGAAGCUGUAACACCUACAACACCUACAACACCUACAACAACAACACAAUUAAAUGAACUUGAUCGUUAUCUUCCACCAAAUAUUAAUGAAAUUGAAUAUCAGCAUCAUAAUGGUCAAGAUAAGAGUGACAGUAGAACAUCUCAACGAAUUCAACAACAACAUAAUGAUAUAGGAAGUGACGAGGAAAACGAUUCAUCAGCAAUGUUUCAAGCUAAUUAUCAAUAUACUCCACUUAAAGAGUAUGCUGCAAUGCGAAAUAAUCGAUUAACAAGUGAUCAUAAUGUUCUUAAUUAUCAAACAUCUCCUUCCGAUCAUCAAAUAACAUCACGUUACGGCGGUGGUCUACAAUAUACAAAUCAUGGUUAUGAUCCAACAGUUUCACGUCUUGUUGAACCUCCUUCAAGUGCUUCAAUACAUAUAAUAUCUCCAACAAUGAAUCAUCUAUCAAAUCAAAAUCAUCAACGAAAUUUUAUUACUACAACAAACUUACAUAUUAAUGAGAUAGCUCCUCCUCGUCAACAACAACCAUCACCACCACCACCACCGUUGACUUCUUCAAGUCAAUCAACUCCAUAUUCAUCUCAAGUUCAUGAUACUGAUACACCAAUAGUGGUAUCUCCACCUCAUCAACAUCAAAAUGAUCGUCAUUCAACUGUUGGUAGUGAUUCAGGUAUUAUUAUAACUAAUUCAAAUACACAAAAAUCAAAGGAAAAUCCUGAUGUAGAAAAAAAAUUAACUAGUCUAAUUCAACAAUUAGGCAAACAAUUAGAAAAUGAUGCACAAAAAAUCAAUGGAAAAUUAGAAUUAAAAUUAAAAAAUUUAGAAAAUAUGAUACAUCAACAAACACAUAUUAUUCAACGACAAGAUGAAGUUAUUGAACGUUUAAAAAAUAAAAUACUUGAAAUUGAAACAGAUCGUAAUCAAUAUCAUGAAAAAUUAUUAGAACAUGGACAGAAUGAAACGAAAACUUUUAUACCGAAUGAAAAUGGUCGAACUCUUACUCAAGAUAGUACCGUUACACAAAGUACUGAAUCAACUAGAAAAUAUUCUAUUACAUCAACACUUACAUCAGAUUCUAACAAGAAACCAAUAAAAAAGGUUCCAGCACCACGUAUUGGUCAUCAAUGGUCAGCUACAAGUGAUGAAAUUAAACCAACAGUAUCUAAACUUAUAACAAAUACUUCGACCAAUCGACAACGAAUACCAUCUGAUUCUUCCUCAGUUCCAUCAACAAUAGAUAAAGUAACUUCAGUACCAUUAGUAGAAUCAUCAGCGGCAUCAAGUCGUCUUGAUAAUAUAAUUCAUCCACCAGAUACAAAAGAUGUUAAUAGUUCAUUAUCGUCAAAUUAUAGUUUAGCUCAAGUUCGUCGUCAAGAUCGCCCACAAAAUGUUGAACCUAUUUCAAUGGCACAACAACAAGUUAUAACAAGUGUUCAUCAUGAAGCAAGUGAUGAUGAUGAUGAUAAGAGUGUUGAUGCUCCAAAACCAAAACGAUUCGAUUCAUCAACGAGUUCAUCCAGUUCAUCAACUCAGCCUAUUUCAACAUCUAAUACAACAAGACAACCACCACCAGCAACGACAACAACAUCAGCAGUAAAUCGAAAUGCCAAUGUUCAUCGUAGUUUUGAAUCAUUACAAGCUGUAUAUUCAAAUGAUCAACAAUCAAACGUAAAUAAUCGAACAAAUUCACUUGAAUUUGAUACAAAACCGGUGCAAUAUAAUGAUUCAAAAUCAUCAAUCUAUAUAACACCUGUUGAAGCAAGUCAACCGGCUAUUCAAGCUAAUAGUAUUGUUAAAGGAUGGCUUCGAAAACAAAAUCGAGAUUCAUUUCUCAAACGAAUUGAACGUUAUUAUUGUAUUCUAACAAAUGAUGCUCUUUUAAUGCAUCGAAAUGAACAUGAUCGAACACCUGUCAAAGCAAUUAAUCUUAAAGGAGCAAAAGUACAUUAUUAUGAUGAUGCAAGACAUGGUCCAUCACUUGAAUUAAGCUGGUCAAGUCAAUUGAAUGAUACUAAACAUUACCAUUUCUAUGCACCUAAUCCACAAGAAGCUGAACAAUGGGUAUCUGGUAUUCAAACAACUAUAAACAAUGUGAAUAGCAAGAAUCAAUGGGAAAAAUAUCGAUUAGAUAACUAA
Adineta steineri is the source of this 2511-nucleotide messenger RNA. The record is from the annotation of a GenBank genome assembly. Lineage: Eukaryota; Metazoa; Rotifera; Eurotatoria; Adinetida; Adinetidae.